Numida meleagris (helmeted guineafowl) is the source of this 1855-nucleotide messenger RNA. Its product is annotated as keratin, type I cytoskeletal 14. Bases 129 to 1697 code for a protein of 522 amino acids. NCBI's taxonomy places the organism in Eukaryota, Metazoa, Chordata, Aves, Galliformes, Numididae. The record is from RefSeq and is a predicted model, not a curated record. Gene Ontology annotation, molecular function: structural molecule activity. Gene Ontology annotation, cellular component: keratin filament. The transcript is spliced from 8 exons.
AAGGAGCCUCCUCCUUUGAAUCACACCUGACUAUUUACUUGGAAACGGAAGAAGCAUAAAAACGCCCUUUGUGAGAUAAGAGCUUUCUAGAGAAAUGUGACAAAAAGCGCUCACAGAACAAAGGAAAAAUGACGAAUCUGGAAGUUGGCUCGGAUUUUAGGAGUGAUGAAGAUCAUCGGGAAUGCAUCAGAAAAAAAAAACGCAGCGGCAACGCCUCCCGCGUGGGCUAUAAAGGGCUGCGGGCAGGGGAAGCGCGCACUGCUGCCUGCGCUGCCAGCCCGCUCUGCCCAGCCUCUGCCCACGCCAUGAGCACCACUGUCCGGCAGUUCUCCUCCUCCACCUCCCUCAAGGGCCUGGGGGGGGGCUCCAGCAGGCUGUCCUGCGGCCGCGCUGCGGGAUACCGGGCCCCCAGCGUCCACGGCGGCUCCAGCAGCUACUCCGUCUCCUCCCGCAUCGUCUCGGGGCUCGGCGCCGGCUAUGGGGGCGGCUACUGCAGCAGCGUUGGAGGGGGGCUCGGCGGGGGCUUCGGGGCCGGCUAUGGGGCCGGCUAUGGGGCCGGCUUCGGGGCCGGCUUCGGGGGCGGCUUCGGGGUCGGCGAUGGCAUCCUCCCGGCCGGAGAGAAGGAGACGAUGCAGAACCUCAACGACCGCCUGGCCGCCUACCUGGACAAGGUGCGCGCCCUGGAGGAGGCCAACACCGACCUGGAGGUGAAGAUCAGGGAGUGGUACAAGAAGCAGGGGCCCGGCCCCGAGCGCGACUACAGCCCCUACUACCGGACCAUCGAGGAGCUGCGCAGCAAGAUUCUUGCCGCAACUGUUGAGAAUGCCAACAUUGUCCUGCAGAUUGACAAUGCCAGGCUGGCAGCUGAUGACUUCAGGACCAAGUUUGAGACGGAGCAGGCCCUGCGCCUGAGCGUGGAGGCCGACAUCAAUGGGCUGCGCAGGGUGCUGGACGAGCUGACCCUGUCCAGGGCCGACCUGGAGAUGCAGAUCGAGAACCUGAAGGAGGAGCUGGCCUACCUGAAGAAGAACCACGAGGAGGAAAUGAACGCGCUGCGCGGCCAGGUGGGAGGAGAGAUCAGCGUGGAGAUGGACGCGGCUCCCGGCAUUGACCUCACCAAGAUCCUGGCCGAGAUGCGGGAGCAGUACGAGAGCCUGGCGGAGAAGAACCGCAGGGACGCCGAGCAGUGGUUCUUCAGCAAGACGGAGGAGCUGAACCGCGAGGUGGCCAUCAACACGGAGCAGCUGCAGAGCGGCAAGACGGAGAUCACGGAGCUGCGCCGCACCAUCCAGAGCCUGGAGAUCGACCUGCAGUCCCAGCUCAGCACGAAAGCGGCGCUGGAGGGCACCCUGGCCGACACCGAGGCGCGCUACGGCACCCAGCUGGCCCAGCUGCAGGCGCUGAUCACCAGCGUGGAGGAGCAGCUGGCCGAGCUGCGCUGCGACAUGGAGCGCCAGAACCACGAGUACCGGGUGCUGCUGGACGUCAAGUGCCGCCUGGAGCAGGAGAUCGCCACGUACCGCCGGCUGCUGGAGGGCGAGGACGCACACAUCUCUUCCCAGUACUCCUCUGCAAUGUCCUCACACUCUGGCAGAGAUGCCAUCACGACCUCGCGCCAGGUGCGCACCAUCGUGGAGGAGGUGCAGGACGGGAAGGUGGUCUCGUCCCGCGAGCAGGUGGCACUCACCACGCGCUAGCGGGGACCUGCAGCAGCCCCAGGCUCUGCCCGGCGGGGCUGAGUGGAAUGCAGCCGGCUUCACCCCUCUGCUUCUCCCCGCAACGGACCCUAAUUGUGCGCAGCUGCAGUCGUGCAAUCUGUACACGUUUAAUAAAGCUUUGUUUUUCAUUCACGCAA